GAAACGGUCUUCAUUUCAAUCUUUCAUGAGAAUGGCGGUUACAAUGAGCCAGGAGCAGUUCAGCUCCCGCGUUAUGUCUAGCAAAAGCGACUCUCUCACCGGGCGUACCAAGAAGCUGACACGCUACAUCACCGUCGCUAUUCAUCCAAUUCAACUGCUUGUGAUAUGGACGUUGUUCUGUGUACCACUUUUAGCGAGGGGCCAGGCGUUCCCCAGUAACGGGCAGUAUUUUACGAAGGGCCUUGCUAUAAGUGACGCCCCAGCUCCAGGAAGCUCUCAACACGCAGGAAGUGACCUUGUUAUCGCCGUUGACCUUUCUGGGGAUGGCAAAAUAGAUCAGAGCUUGUUUAUUCCUGGUUCUGGGGCGCCGACGCGAUAUGACUCCCUAGAAAUAUACUUGGUCUCGGCGCAGGCUCGUUCAAACUUCACCGUUUCAAACGGGACAGGAUUCCUGGCACAGGAGCCUGGUAGUACAGUGAAGCAUCUUAACUGGCCUUUACCACCAUGCAUGUCUGCUGGCGUUUACAAUCUAACUUACUAUGAAGCUUCGCACAUAAAUAACCAGCCGUUCUUUUCAAUUACUUCCAUCAACGUCACGGUUGACAAUAACCACAAGAGCGCCGAUUCAACGCAAUGCGAUAGCCUCUCCAAUCCACUUCAAGACCAACCACAACCCGACUCGGCCCCGGCAAUCAAUCCUUAUUUAGACCCUCAAUCAGGACUUACUAUGUCAGGCCUUUCGGACGGGAAUAUACCGACGAUUACUGUCGGCUCGUCAGGCCUACCGACGCAAUGGACCAUCGAGCCUAGCGGAACCGGUACUGGACCAAUUACUACCGCAACGAUGGUGGUACUCUCAACCACAACUCAGACCGAAACGGUCACGAACGGACAAACGUCUGUCUUUACAACUACGUAA
Fomitiporia mediterranea MF3/22 is the source of this 919-nucleotide messenger RNA. RefSeq lists its product as uncharacterized. The transcript is spliced from 5 exons. The coding region runs from base 26 to 919 and encodes 297 amino acids. The record is from RefSeq and is a predicted model, not a curated record. NCBI's taxonomy places the organism in Eukaryota, Fungi, Basidiomycota, Agaricomycetes, Hymenochaetales, Hymenochaetaceae.